Messenger RNA from Pundamilia nyererei, 1282 nucleotides. RefSeq names its product PDZ domain-containing protein 2-like. The transcript has 7 exons. The record is from RefSeq and is a predicted model, not a curated record. Lineage: Eukaryota; Metazoa; Chordata; Actinopteri; Cichliformes; Cichlidae. The annotation marks the transcript as partial. Gene Ontology annotation, molecular function: protein binding.
UUACCUGACUGACCAGUGCUGGAAUGGAGGCUGUAUUUACCUGAUACUGCUGCGGCGAGUCAAGCGAAAGGCUCCUCUUCCUCCCUGCGAGGCAGCUGAAAGUGUUUGUAUCCCACUCACCAGUGACAACUGUGAAGACCAGCGUCGCAGCACAUCUGAGUCCUCCGACAGCUCUGCAAAUUACAGACGCACACGUAAAUUUGGAGUGAUAUCACGCUCAUCCUUCAACCAAGAGGACAGGCAGCGUACGAGUUCAGAAGUCCGGAGGUCUUAUCAUGACUACAGUUCUCAUCCUGAGAAUAUAGAAACUAGUCCUCCAGAUAACUCAGCUCACAUCCUCCCCACACCUUCUAAGGAAAGCCCGGACCACUGUUCUCAGGUCAGAGCUGCUCCCCAGCGUCAACACGGUGGCGAGGCUGCCCCCCAGCCGCUAAGGUGUUACAGUCAGCUGCUAGAGUUCAAAAUGGAUUCUUCCUGCAGUGAAUAUUUAUGCCAGCCCAGAGAUACCAACCACAUCUGGAAAAUGCACAUGGUGAAGGGUCAGGAGGGCCUUGGCAUAAAGAUCACAGGGGGGCGUGGCUCCAAGCGUUCCCCUCAUGGCAUCAUCAUUACACAUAUAGAGGAGGGAGGCGCCAUUUACAGGGAUGGACGUCUUCAUGCUGGUGAUGAGUUACUGAUGAUUAAUAAUCAGUCUUUGGUGGGUCUUACUCAUCAGGAGGCUGUUGAUAUCCUCCGCUCUGCUACAGGUCUGGUCCAGUUGGUGGUUGCCAGUAGGGAGGAUUCAGAUGUAGGCUUUGAUCCUUUUCCAUCCGCCAGUCUGCCAGACCUUGUCAGCACCUGCAGCUCCACUUCAUCCCUGUCCCAGGCUGCUCACACCAAGACUUCCAACAGCAGCACCAGUCUGCACAAGUCCUACAUGGUUGAUAGCCUGGAGAAAUUAGAAGAGCAAAGUCAGGAGGAAACAGCCCAAAGAUCCUGCUGCAGCCCCACAGCCACGAAGCUGUGCAGCCGACCCCAGGGAGGGAGCACUCGCCUGGAAUCAGUGGGUGAGGAUGAUGAGCUGUUUGUGGCUAAUGGGACGAGCGCCUUUGAAAUGGUGGAGAAGCCCGGCCGACGUAAACACUCCCUGCCUCAACAGCUGGACCCGUCUGGAGUGAGACAGGAAUAUCAGAUCAUUAAGAAAUCAGCUCGCUCCCUGAGCACUGUUCAAGUGGAAUCUCCAUGGCGACUGGCCCAGCCAUCCAUUAUCUCCAGUAUAGUAUUAAUGAAAGGUCAGGGCAAG